This is a messenger RNA of Schistocerca nitens (vagrant locust), 1890 nucleotides long. RefSeq lists its product as uncharacterized. Bases 123 to 1421 code for a protein of 432 amino acids. The transcript has 9 exons. Lineage: Eukaryota; Metazoa; Arthropoda; Insecta; Orthoptera; Acrididae. The record is from RefSeq and is a predicted model, not a curated record.
AAGGCUGGGCCAAUAGCCGCGAAUGCACAGCUGCAAUAAGACUACAUCUGCGUCCCUGCGGAGCUGUGGCGCUUGCCUGCUACCAGUAGGACGCAGGCGAGCUGACGGGCAGGACGUACGACAUGGGAUCUACACUAGGGCAGUCUGUAGCGUGUGUGCUCGUGACUCUGCUGCUGCUGACCGCGGCAGACGAUCGCCAGCGCAGGCAGCAUGGUAUGUUCCUGUACCAGACACUGUUUUCCCCGCCACAGCCCGUGAGGAAUCCUGAGCAACCCAGCGUGGUCGGGCGCAGUAACAGCGUCCUGUGCGAUUCUCCAGACGGCACGACGGGCGUCUGCUACCCGGAAGAGGAGUGUGAGCAGCUGGGCGGGCUGUCGCUGGCCCCCUGCGACGACCAGCAGCGCGUCUGCUGCCUGGUGGAAAAGAGUUGUCGAAAUGUAACAAGUGAAGUGGUAUCAUACUUCGUGAAUCCCAGCUACCCAAAUCAAGACAGAGCUGGGACAUUCUGUGACUUCAGGAUUGAUGUACUGGAUGAAGAUAUCUGUCAAGUACGCAUGGAUUUUGAACAGUUUUCUCUCAGUGGGCCACACAGAACACUAGGUAUAUGCCGUAAUGACCGUUUUAUUGUGACCACCUCACUACCAAAUGGCAUUGGAUUAUCAGAACUAUGUGGAGAAAAUGGUGGACAACACAUAUAUGUCCCUGUUGAUGCAGCCAUUGGAAGUGCUUCUGUUUCCAUUAUGAUAAUGACCUCUGGCAUAAAACCAUAUCAAUGGAGAAUACGAGCUACACAAAUCAACUGUAAGGAAAAUGUCAACCUUGCAGCUCCACAAGGCUGUUUGCAGUAUUACACAGAGCUAUCUGGAAGCAUCCAAAGUUUUAAUUAUUACCAUGGGCAAGGACACUACCAAAGCAAUCUGGAUUAUUCUAUUUGUAUUCUUCGCUCACCAAAUACAUGCCGUGUUGAGUACAGACAAGCAGAGGAUUCAAUAUUUUGGAUAAAUUCUGCAGACAAUGAGUACCUGGAGGAGAAUAUAGGACGUGCAGGCACAGCAAGUUGUGAUCUAACAACCCAUGAUUACCUUCACAUUCCUGAUGGACGGGGAGCAACUAGUGACGAUUAUGAAGAUGAAACACAGUUCCAUGAAGAUCCUAGUAGUUUCUCUACCUCAUCAAGUGAUAAAUUCUGUGGAAGAAGUCUAUCUGGUUUAGCAGUUAUUGAAGAGGCAGAGCGGUUGAAGUCUGGAUAUGUUUUAGACCCACCAGAAAAUACAUCAGUUUCAUCAGCAGUUACAAGUUUUGCUUCUGGACCUAUAGUGCUGAGAUUUCAUAGUGAUGAUGUUACAGAGCCUGAAAAAGAAACGGGAUUUCACAUUACUUACAAGCAACUAGGAACAGGUUGCAUGCGGUCCCUAAGAUAAACAUUCUGCUCAACAAUUACCAAGAAAAUUUAUGUAUUUAUUUAUUGUAUUUAUAUAAGAGUAAGGUGUAUUGAAAAUCUCUAACAAAACCCACAGAGCAGAUACUCAUCAAAGUGAUAGUUAACUAGAUGUUAUAAAUGAGAGUCAUACUUCAGAAACACUAAAGGCCUAUACUUUGACCCAUAACAUCAGACGAAAAUAACAAAAAAAUGAUGAAUUACACUGUCUAAUGCAGUGUAUGUGAUUUCCUUGCUGCCAAUCAUUAGAAUUCAUUAAAUUGCAAGCUAAACUUACGAUGAUGAACCAGAAUUGUUAUCAAAACAUAACAAGCUAUCAUAUAGCUGUACUCUACUAGAGAUGACUGCUAUUUUUGUCAAAUAUUUCAAACAUUAAGGUACAGCUGGAUUAUGAGAUUCAUGGUUGUAUGGUGCAGCGGUGCUGAAGGUCAAAUAAAGAGAGACUUUAUGAA